Molecule: messenger RNA, 2245 nt
Organism: Xiphophorus maculatus (southern platyfish)
Lineage: Eukaryota; Metazoa; Chordata; Actinopteri; Cyprinodontiformes; Poeciliidae
Exons: 9
Coding region: 840-2168 (442 amino acids)
Source: RefSeq, a predicted model, not a curated record
UUCAUAGUAAUAUAUCAGUAAUAUAACUGUUAAAUGCCAUUUUCAUUAAGCCUUUUAUUUCUUACUGAACACACUAUGCUAUGCUAUUAUACGGUUAACCUGGGUGAAACCGAUUGAGGCAGUGGAGAAGAAAAAAAAAGUAUGCACCAGCAAUGGCAGAGGAGGGGAAGCUAAAGUUGGAUAAUAUGCUUUCUGUCAAAUAAAAGUAACUUUUACAGAUUUCUAGUGAAGAUUUAACUAUGUAACAAUAAAAUAUCUGCUCGAUUUAUUGAAAUAUCUCUUAAUUUAAAAGUGCUCCGACAUGUUUGGAGUCGUCCCCACCGGUGUUCUGUCAGAUCAGCACACUCUGCGAUGGCAUAUGCUUAACACAAACUGACGGCUAUAUGUAUCUGUCAUUACCAUAUGAUUUUAUGUAAGCAGCAACAUCAUCAUGACGCAGAAAUUAGAUAAUGCGCACGUAUGUUAUUCUGGCCAUUAUUAGCCACCAAGGUGGAAUUAAAAACAUACAGUUAUUAGUGAAAACAGCUGGAUUAACUUUUGGGUUUACACAGAUCUGCUUCAUGUUGUCAGGUAUCAGGUUGCGCUGAGGGGAGAGCUGGUGAAAACAAGACUGAACAGUGUGAUCUCUCCUGGUGUCCCAAAAAGUGAUGUUUUACAUUUGUUCAGGGUUAUUAGCUGCUAAACAUAUAGUCAAUGUCCUAUUAUUUUUUCUUAUUUGCUGUGAAAUAUUUGGUGAUUGUCCUAAAUAAAAUAUUUUUGCACACAUUGUACAGGUUAUUUUCCACAUAGGAAAAAAAUGACUCAAAUUGUAUCACUUUUUUCCCUGAAAGAUCUGAAAGAUGGAUGAGUUUGUAAAACAGAAGCUGACUGAAUGGAAACUUUCUGACCUAAUCCCUGCUUUUGAAGCUGAAAACAUUGAUGAAGAAAGCUUCUUUCUUUUGGAUGCUAACUGCCUGACAUCCCUGAUUCCUCACCUUGGUCCUCGUCUGAAAUUUCAACGUCAUUUUGCAAAAUUUCUUGAGAACAUCCGUGAGAUCCUCAGUGCCUCCCCUGAAGGUAGACCUGUGGUUAUCAGUCUUGAUGGAAAUCAGCAUAUAUCCAUUCGUGAAAGACGGUGCAUGGUCAGAACACUUGUGUCACACCUGAUGGAUCAAUAUGGAGAAAACCCAUCUUCAGACACUAAAGCAAUUCUGGCAUCUUCGAUUGUGGACCAGUUUCCAUGUUUAAGAGACAGCCAUGGCACAGGAUAUGACGCCUGGUUUACCUGCGGAAGACAACACAGGCCAGCAACUGGCUUUCUGGAGGAGCGUCUCCGUAAUGUAAGGAAAAGGCAUCAACCAAGGAAGAAGAUGCUUUCAGCCCCAGAAGCUCCACCAAAAAGAUCAAGUUUGCCUGAACCAACCAUCAGUGCUGAGCGUGCCAUCCAGAUGACAGAAUGGCUAAAAAAUAACUUCUGGCCCGCAGACCAGGUUGUCCAAUACAGGCGGGAAACUGCAGUAUAUCGCGCAGGAUGGAUCCGCUCAAGUGGGACAAUCCCAAUGCAGCAGAUUUUUGCAGAGUUCCCACGUUUGUUGGACACACCAGGGAUGAUUUUGCAGGACUUUGCCGUUUUAUAUCCACAGUCUUGUGGAAAACUGACAGAGAACUGGAACACCUUGUUCUCAUCAAAGGUCAUUCGCAUGGGGAAGAAGGAGGAGAGCGGUCUUCUGCCUGAGAUUGAGUUGCUUCCACAAGACAAACAAGGUGACGUGGCACUGCAGCUGCUGCCAAAACUCCUCCCUGCUGUUCCCUACAGAGUUGGGCGAAAGGUGGUCAGACCCAGCAACCUUGAAGUCCAGCAAGCCUUCAUUGAUGUCCAGCCAAUUGGGACAAAUAUGGUGGAAUAUCUUGGAAGUACAGCAACAGAGCAUCCACGUGUUCUCAUGCUUGGGGACAGGUAUUGUUGUUCCCAAGCAUUUGUCGUCAUAAAUGGAACUGCUUUGGAAUAUCCAUCUCUUUUGGGGGCCGUUGAUGGCUGUUUCAAAUCAUUCUUUGUUUUUGAUGUGAGUUAUCCGAAGUCGUGUAUCCAGAUUUGGGAUUUUCUCCAAACUGUGAUAUAUGAAAUCCCAGGAAACGAGUCACCCCCGAUAAAAUUAAUGAGGGCACAGUUGGAGGCCAUGGAAGAAUAAAUGCAAUUCUUCAAUAACCCUUAAAUAAGUUUUAAAUGUUCUGAUUGAAAAACCUUCUUUGUUACUAUGUUACUAUU